UUGUACUUGUUCAAGCUACCAAUUUACUAAAUUCAAAAAUAGUUUGUUUGUUUUUUUCCCUGGAGAUCUUGUUUGAACUUUUUUGUAUGUGACUAUGCCUUUGCAUUUGUCACUUGGUUAAUCAUGUUAUAUCCAUAACAUAGUUGCAUUCCUUCAUUAGGGGCUUAAGUGUCUGAAUGCUUUCUGGAGCCAUUGUAUAUUAAGAUUUUCCAGCAGAGCAGAACAAUCAUCUGUGAACAGAUAAACCAGAGCGCUGAUUGUCAGCUGGCAGAGCAGACAGACAGAUAGCUGAUUAGAGCUGUGGAGCCAUGAGAUGAACAUAACCUGUGACAGGCAGACAAAUUAGGAGAGAGCUAAAGAGAUUUAUGUGCUCUAAUAAUAUCCUCCACUAACACAUUAGACAUCCAUAGAUGAUGUGGGAUAAAUAAGAGAGCACAUCUCUAUUCUGAAAUCUACCAGGGACAACACAAGAUACUGUAAGACCUUAUCCCUAAAAAUGCCUGAACAAGGUCAAGAAAGGAAGUCCAAGAUCUCAGCCUCAAGAAAACUCAUGCUAAAGAGUUUGAUGGUGGCCAAAGCCAAAGAGGAGCUGGAUCAGGAGGUGUUGGAUAAAGAGGAGGAUAAGCAGAAGUAUCUGAUGGAGAAAGCUCCUCCUCUGCAGACACAGAGCAUGUCAUUCUCUGAGCUUCAGGGACUCUGUCAAGAGCUUCAUGCUAAGAUAGAUUUGGUGGAUGAAGAGCGCUAUGAUAUUGAAGCCAAAGUCUUACUGAAUAAGCGUGAGAUCAAAGAUCUAAACAUUAAAGUUUUGGACCUGAGAGGUAAGUUCAAGCGGCCCCCGCUGAGGAGGGUAAGGGUGUCUGCAGAUGCCAUUCUCCGGUCACUGCUAGGCUCAAAACACAAAGUCUCCAUGGACCUACGAGCCAACCUCAAAUCUGUGAAAAAAGAAGAUACGGAGAAGAAGAGGCCGGUUGAGGACAGCGAUUGGAGGAAGAAUGUAGAGGCCAUGUCUGGUAUGGAGGGAAGAAAAAAGAUGUUUGAUGCAGCGAAAGUCUCCACCCAGUGAAACCUAGCGAAUCUCAAAGAAAAGUCUAUGCAGCCAUUUGGCAACUGAGGUUUAGAGUUGCAUUCUAAAUCAAAUACCAGAUUAUAAAGUAGGCUAGUUUAAUAGUCCAGUUUAUUUCAUGAUUAUUUUCAUGAUUUUAGGUUGAAGGAAGGUAGUGGAGUAAAAGUACAGAUACUAAACUAAAAAUGUACUCAAGGCAAA
Molecule: messenger RNA, 1264 nt
Organism: Danio rerio (zebrafish)
Lineage: Eukaryota; Metazoa; Chordata; Actinopteri; Cypriniformes; Danionidae
Source: RefSeq, a predicted model, not a curated record